Molecule: messenger RNA, 354 nt
Organism: Papaver somniferum (opium poppy)
Lineage: Eukaryota; Viridiplantae; Streptophyta; Magnoliopsida; Ranunculales; Papaveraceae
Product: eukaryotic translation initiation factor 1A-like
Exons: 3
Coding region: 1-354 (117 amino acids)
Biological process (GO): translational initiation
Cellular component (GO): cytoplasm
Molecular function (GO): RNA binding; translation initiation factor activity
Source: RefSeq, a predicted model, not a curated record
AUGCCGAAGAACAAAGGUAAAGGAGGAAAGAAUCGAAAGAGGGGAAAGAACGAAGCCGACGACGAGAAGAGAGAAUUAGUAUUCAAAGAAGAUGGACAAGAAUAUGCACAAGUAUUGCGAAUGCUUGGGAAUGGAAGAUGUGAAGCCAUGGGGAUCGAUGGUACGAAAAGGUUGUGUCAUAUCCGAGGUAAGUUACAUAAAAAAAUCUGGGCGGCUGCUCCGAACAAAAUAUUAAUUGGUUUAAGAGAUUAUCAAGAUGAUAAAGCUGAUAUUAUAUUGAAAUAUAAUAGUGAUGAAUCUAGAUUAUUAAAAGCUUAUGGUGAAUUACCUGAUAAUACUAAGAUCAACGAUUGA